CCUGCAGAAGUCUUGUUUCUUGCCCUCAGUCUUAUGGUUGUUUCUUCGUUUCUGCAUCGUUUCUGGGAAUUUGUCGAUUUCUGCACCCAGAACAGUGACACAGAACCACACAGGACUCCUGGGAUCAGGCACAUGGGACCAGAGAGCGCUUGGUUCUAUCAAAUAGCGUUGCAGUCAGAGCAUCUUCGGUGGAAGGGAAGCUGCUUAAAGAGAAGGGCUCAGAAACGGGAAUGAGAACAUGGAUUUGGAAAUCAGAACUGAGAGUCCUCUGAGACACGUGGGGGGAAGGAAGAUGGCAAGAGACAAGGAAAGCGCCUAUGGCUCAGAGGAGGAUUCACGGGUCCCACGGAUGCCCCUACUGAGGCUCAUCCUGGUAGGCAGCACCGGGACCCAGACUAGCAAGAGUGCCACAGGUAACAGCAUCCUGGGCCAGAAGUGCUUCCUUUCCAAGCUGGGGGCUGUGCCUGUCACCAAAGCCUGCUCCUGGGCCAGCAGGAAGUGGGCCGGCUGGCAGGUAGAGGUGGUGGACACCCCAGAUGUCUUCAGCUCUGAGGUCUCUCAGACCGACCCCACGUGCAUGGAGACAGCCCACUGCUUCCUACUGUCCUUGCCUGGGCCGCAGGCGCUGCUGCUGGUCACCCAGCUGGGUCGCUUCACCACUCAGAACAGUCAGGCACUGGCCGGGGUGAAGAGGGUGUUCGGGGAGCAGGAGCAAGGAGGACCUGGCUGGAGAAUUUGCAGGAUUACGUGUGCUUCAUGGACAACCACAGUGCAGGAGCUGGUGGUGGAAUGCCGGAGGGAGUCGGGGGUCGGGUGGGGAAGCGCGUUGCCCUCAACAACCUUGCCAAGUGAGGCACAAGCUGAGCAGCUGUUGGGCCCGGUGAGGAAUCACGAGGAAGCGCACAACUCCAAUGAGAUACAUGAGCUGGUGCAGGCCCUGCAGGACGCUGACCCCCAGGACCAACUUGCCAAGGUGGUGGAGAUGGGGCCAGCACGCAGGCAGAAGGUCCUGCACACUAGGCUGCUAGCUGGGCUGUGGGUGUGGCAGAAAACCCAUAAACUCUCUAAAACUCUAAACCGCUAGGGGCCUCCCUGCUGAUCUAAGCUGUACUGUAAGGAAGACUGUUGGGGUCCAGUCUCCAGUAGUCUUUCCCCAGUGUGGAACCAAAAUAAGACCAAAAUGCUUUCACCUUAAAACUAAGGCCUCAGAUUUCUCCUUUUAGGUACAGGCCAUGAGUUACUGACACCAGUCAGUCCAGAUUCCGGAAACCAGGAAGUGUAAAAGUACAGAGUCACAAGGUAGUCAGUCACGAGGUAAUGACUGCCGGACUAUGGAAUGUUCCAACCCUGGUUUCCAGGGUGACUGACCACAGAAAUGUCCCCACCUGAGGGCAGCCAAUGAGAAAUGGUGGCAGGCAACCACCCCUUUAGAAGUAAGAUUAAGCCAUGUUUUCUAGAAAGUCCCUAGAAGCGAGCCAAUCGGAAUUGUACUCGUUCUAGCACCCCUAAAUGAUGCAACCUUGUGGGUUUUGCCUUUAAAAACUGAGCUUGCAGAGAGGCGGGCACUUCCUCCAGCCUCCACUGCAUUGGAUCUGUUGGAUGAAGUCCCUGCCUAGGCUUGUAUUGCUUUUGGAUAUCCCGAAUUAAACCUUGCUUUUGCAUUCCAGCACGCUCGUCUUCGGUGGUCUCUCCGGUGGUUGCGAUCUGGGCACAACACCCAGGGUUCCAGAACAUAUGCUACCAACGGGAGAAUUAAUCUGAGGGAAACAAAUCUAAGUACACCAAGCUCUUUAGUUCAUACACUUUAUUCUUCUAAGACAAAAUCUAUCUACACAGCUUCAAUUCUGUUCUCAUAGUCAGCUCCUCUCUGUCCUUUCUCCUUCUGUCCUCUCAUUAUCCUAAGUCCUUCCCAUCUUUGUUCCCCCAUCUUCGCUCUCCCACUCACUUCAUUCUUCCCAGACAAAAUCCCUCGUGAACUGGUGUGUAAACACUUACAGGCAGUAAGUCUUUGACAAUGCAAAUGGAGGUUUUCAGGGUCCUCGGAAGAGCAGCCAUAGUCAGCUUCAUUUGCAACCCAAAAGGGGAGUGAAUCAAGGAGGUGGGGUCAGUUAAGGGCUGGAAUCGGUUAAUAAAUCAGAAAGGGAAUUUAUGUGUUCAAACUAUAUUCUUAGAAGUGGUUAGGUGAAACGUUACUAUUCUGCGAGUCACUAAAAUAAAGCUGCCCUUUUUUCCUAAGUGACCGUUUUCUGGCAGGGCGGGGGAAGAGUACUCAGUAGGUAGGUAACCUGUGUCACAGCAUGAAGUACCUGAUGUGAAAAAGCCCUUUUGUUCUGAGUAAAUUGAGUGCAAGUCUAGAGGUGCCACUUGGGCUGUGAAAGAAAAGGGGGUCUGAGCUUAAUUUGCACAAGAAAUAAAGCUAUGUACCUAAUGUCCACCUAGCCUAGGCAGUGUCUCCUUACAGAUAUUUACCUUAAUUCAGGAGACUAGCAGGUGGUAUGGAAUGUUAUUCUGUCUUCCAUUUGUCUUUGGAUGUAUGAGAGGUAUCUCAGAUAAAAUGCUUUUGUCCAGAUCUGGCCCUGGCCUUGGAUGCUAGCUAAAGGAGAUAAUUACAGAAGGCUGACAUUUGAUUCUAAUGCUAGAAACAAAAAACAAAAACCUGAAAGAAGGAAGCUUUGCCUGUGUGACUGUUAUCCAAAUACCUUAAUAUACAGGAAAAAACUAUGCCCAAAGAAUGAGCAAUCCACACUGUUUAGAAGUUCUUAGGAAAAAGAAUCAAUUGGGUAACUACACCAGCACACAUGAAAUUCAUAGCAGGAAGCAGCUGAUAUAUUCCAAAGCCAAAUAUCACCAGGACUCCUUGAGACUUGGCGUAUCCUCUGAAAGUGCCCUUGGCUUCUUCCAGGUAUUAGCUUUGUCAUAGUCAGCUGAAUUCCUACUUCCUGAGGACAGUAUCACUGCCCCACUGGAUGGGUCAGUCCUACCUGACAGAUUAUAAACUAACUUUGACCCGUCCACUGAUGAUCAAUUAGUGUCUAUUUUGCAUCUCAGGACCUCGGACUCUCUUUUCCUCCCUCACCUCCCUAAAAUCAUACAACUGGAGCUCUCAGGCAGACCCACUUCCCUUCCAGGACUUCAGUUUACUGAAACAUUCUGCCCUUUCCUCAGCUCUUCCCUCUUCUCUGCUGACCUCAGACUGCCCCUCCCUGUCAGGGAGUUGUCUUCCAGUCCCCCUAGUCCACACACACACUGCACCAAGAGCUAGAAUGAGCACUGAAUCUGUCAUUCCCAUAAAUAAGUGCACUGGAUUGUCUCAUGAUGUUUUUUUUUUUAAAUGUUUAUUUAUCUUAUGCUCACUGAACAAAGAGACACAGAUGCUAUCUGCAAAGACAUGCAGAGAAGCACACAUGCAUGCAUAGGCAUUCCUGUGUCCACUAUCAGAAGAGGACACACUGGAAGGGAAGGGUGCAGAGAGUGUUCUGAUCAACAGUGCCCAUCUUUCCAGGAGGGGGUUGUCUUCUCAUCCUUGCCCAUCACAUCCUGGAGCACCUCUAGUGCUGACUGCUGGUGCAGGGCUAGUGUGGACAGUCUGAAUUACUUGGAGAGCCUAUCACAGCAUGGAAGGCAUGACAGGUGGCCUCAAACUCACAGCAAUCCUCCUGCUUCAGCCUUCCCAGUACUGAGGUUAGAUGUGUAGGCUAACACUUACAGCUUCUCCUUCAUGUUUGAAGAAGAGUUUUGCCAGAUAAAGAAUUUGAGGUUGACAUUUUUCCCCCAGUAUUUUGUGCCAACUUACUGAUUUCUGGUUGGUGAUGAGGAAGUGGCAGCACUCUUGUUUAAGGUACCUUCUACAUGACGGGCCGCUUCUUUCUUACUGUUUUCAAGAUUCUCUUCGACGUCUUUUGAAAGCUUGAUUAUAAUGUGCUCAGGUAUGAGUUUCUCUAAGUUUAUCCUAUCUAAAGUUCAUUAGUGUCUUUGAUGUGCAGAUGAACAGAUUUUGUUUAAUAUGGUCACCAUCUCUCCAGCUCCCUCUUCCUCCCCGUCUCCCCCUUCCGGGAUUCCUAUUGUAUGUAAACUUCACAGGUCCCUGAUGUGGCUGGUUUCUCUUAGUCCCUUUUUGCUGUCUGUUCCCAGAGUGUACCUCUCAAUUGUCCACCUUCCAGUUCACUAUUGCCUUUUCUGCUUGUUCAAAUCUGCUAUCAAGCCCUGCUGUGAACUUUUCAUUUUAUUAUGCUUUUUGUCAACUCCGGAGCCACUGCUUGGUGUUUUAAACACAAUGUGCAUCUCUUUCCUGGUGCAUUCUUUAAAUGUUCUUUAACGGGGCAUUACUUUAAACGUAUCUUUACUUCUUUAGACAUGUCCCUUUUGCUUAUUCUGAAAGAUUUUUAGCAGCUGACUUGAAAACCUUUUGUGGUAAGUCUUACA
Peromyscus californicus insignis is the source of this 4422-nucleotide messenger RNA. Its product is annotated as GTPase IMAP family member 1-like. The record is from RefSeq and is a predicted model, not a curated record. Gene Ontology annotation, molecular function: GTP binding. Gene Ontology annotation, cellular component: endoplasmic reticulum. Lineage: Eukaryota; Metazoa; Chordata; Mammalia; Rodentia; Cricetidae.